AUAUUUUGUGGCGGGAGGUUCGACAUGCUGGCCUUUUUUGUCACAAAUUAUGUGGACAACAAAAAGACAAAAGUUGUGGUUGUGUACAUUGUGACGCCCCCUUUAUGACGUCGACAAAGGGGUCAGUCUCUUGAGCAACUGUCUCGUGUUUGUUUUUAUUUAUGACGUCGCGUUGACAGAAGAACACUUUUCCUUUUUGUGAGGAAGUGUCAGGACUCCGUAGGAUCUUGUGAAAGUGGGGAGGAGGAACUUGAGUUCAUUAGAGCAGUGUAUUUGGACGCGUUCGUCUUUAUUUUGGGGGCCAGCUGGCUGGAAAUAGCGUGACUGUGCGUGGAUUAGACCGCAAAGGAGUGUUCCACUAAAGGUCCAGUCCAGAGACUUCAGGAGGACCUUGGUGAUGUCACUCUUACAUAACACCCCCCACCGAGGGUGGAGGAGGUGUGUGAAGAGGUGGGGGGCUGCUGAUUGUCUGUGGUGGCGCUUCAUCACUUUAUCGCCAAGUGCUUUGACGUCAUGUGCUGACAGGAAGUUACUAACGCACGUUCUCCAGAAGAGGAGGCUGAGCAGCGUGUGAACACCAAGAAGCUGUGGGUCUGAGCGCUUUUAUCUCCAGGAGAUCGGAGUCUGCUCUUGAAGAAGACGAGGCGCAAUGUUGGACACGUUUGAGGUGUCUCUGACUGAGGUCAAGGUCUUCCUCGGGAGUCGCAUGUCAGCGUGAGCCCCGCCCCCUCUGACCUAAAUUCUCUUGCGGGUGGCCGUCCUGGGUGGCGAAGCGUCGUCUUACCAGCACCUGUGCGCGCCGCAGUGGUUGUGUCUCUGGCUGCUCCCGCUGCGUCUGAGCACGUCUGAGGUGUCCGGCGGCGAGGAGCCCCGCAGGAUGCCCGUCAAGACUCCCAUCUACCUGAAGACCACCACGCCCAAGAAAGGCAAGAAGCUGAAGCUGCGCGACGUCCUGUCAGGAGACAUGAUCAGCCCGCCGCUGGGCGACGUGCGCCACAGCGCCCACGUGGGGCCGGAGGGGGAGGGGGACAUGUUUGGGGACGUGGGCUUCCUGCGGGGAAAGAUGGAUAUGCUGCCGUUGGCGGCACGGGCCAACAACGGAGACGUGCGCUCGCACAGUGUGGACAGACAGCUGGAGGACACCGCGGCAGCCAAGCAGGACUCCAACAGGCACGACUACUCCUUUAACGGUUUCCACUACGAGCACUCGUCCUCCGGCUUGUUGAAGUCCACCAUCUCCAUGCCUGUUUUUGUCGCCCAUGAACAAGCCCCGCCCAAACCCCCCCGCCUGCACCUGGAUGACCCCACCCAGCGCCACCUGCAGCCCGCAAAUGUCAGCCUCAAGCAGCACCCCACGUUGCCAUGCCACUCGUCGGCCGAGCCAUGCCGGGAUGUCUCAGUCUCACCCACCAUCCGCAGGCUGGUCCCCUCCUCGGGCUCCUUCUCAGAGGCGUCGUCAGAGGAGUCCAUGUCAGACACCUGCGGACCCCUGGACGCCCAACGAGGCCUCAGUCUGGACUCUGAUGCCGGCCUGAGCAACGAGGAUCUGAGGAGCGAUCGCAGCGAUUCCCCAUGUGGUCACUUCCGCCUUGUUGCCUCCUCCAGCAUUCCGCGCUCAGACUCCAUGGUGGGUCUAGACUUGGACCUAGGCCCCUCCAUCCUGGAGGAUGUGCUAAGGAUCAUGGACCGCUACAAGAACGUGGACCACCGUUGUGAGCUGUGAGGAACACGCCAGGCGGCGCGUCAACGUAAUGACAGACUGAGCAGAGGGACGUUUGGACGAGUGGGAGGCGUCAGGCUGGUCCUCAGGCGCCUUUUUCACAGCAACAUGUAAUCACCAUUAGACGACAGCAGCCAUGUUGUCACCGUCAACAAGCUGUCAACACAUGUAGAUAACAUGUCGUACAACUUUGUUAUUAGCUCAUGACACUUUUUUUUUUUACAAAUCAUCUCUGCAGUAAAGUCAAACUAAGUUGUUCCGCAAACAAACUGUUAUUUCUUUCUGUUUUGUCUAUAUUGGCCUAAAGUUCAUCAUUGAUCUUGUGUAGUUGAUCAUCUAGAAUGCUUAUUCUUGUGUUUCAACUAAACGACUGAAGCAUAAAAUGAUUAUUCUAUUCAAACUAUAUUUAGAGCUCUUCUGGUCCUGUUAAUGUUCAGUGUCACUGCUGUGCUGUAUACAUUCAUGUCAAUAAAAUGUUCCACUACAAAAAAAUUGUGGACCAAGA
Molecule: messenger RNA, 2225 nt
Organism: Dunckerocampus dactyliophorus (ringed pipefish)
Lineage: Eukaryota; Metazoa; Chordata; Actinopteri; Syngnathiformes; Syngnathidae
Exons: 2
Coding region: 878-1723 (281 amino acids)
Source: RefSeq, a predicted model, not a curated record